CAAGAUGAGGCAUUCAAUGAUUAUUUAGCAAUCCACCGAGAUGUGAUAUUUAAAGAUGUACAUGUACUUAUCUAUGUAUUUGAUGCCAUUAACACUGAAUUAGAUAAAGGUAUUCACUAUUAUCAAUCAUUCCUAGAAGCUGUUUUGUUAUAUUUGUCUCAUGCCGCUGUAUUUUGUUUGAUGCAUAAAAUGGACUUAAUUCAAGAAAACAAGAGAGAAAAAGUAAACACAGCCAAGAGAGAAUAG
Gilbertella persicaria is the source of this 246-nucleotide messenger RNA. Its product is annotated as Gtr1/RagA G protein. Gene Ontology annotation, biological process: regulation of autophagy; positive regulation of TOR signaling; cellular response to amino acid stimulus. The annotation marks the transcript as partial. Gene Ontology annotation, cellular component: lysosome; Gtr1-Gtr2 GTPase complex; nucleus. The transcript has a single exon. NCBI's taxonomy places the organism in Eukaryota, Fungi, Mucoromycota, Mucoromycetes, Mucorales, Choanephoraceae. Gene Ontology annotation, molecular function: GTP binding; GTPase activity. The record is from RefSeq and is a predicted model, not a curated record.